Penicillium cinerascens is the source of this 1359-nucleotide messenger RNA. RefSeq lists its product as uncharacterized. The record is from RefSeq and is a predicted model, not a curated record. Bases 1 to 1359 code for a protein of 452 amino acids. Lineage: Eukaryota; Fungi; Ascomycota; Eurotiomycetes; Eurotiales; Aspergillaceae. Gene Ontology annotation, biological process: alkaloid metabolic process. The transcript has 4 exons. Gene Ontology annotation, molecular function: transferase activity, transferring alkyl or aryl (other than methyl) groups.
AUGAACGCCUUACGGACCGAGUACCCCGCACUCUCAGAAGAUGCUUAUAAGAUCAUUGGACUAAUCUAUAUUAGCGCCCGACCUUUCAAAUGGAAAUGGACACUAGAAGAUGUGAAGGACACGGGUCAGGAAAAUGACAGUCAACCCUCAGCAAACGAUCGAUCAUUAUGGGUAGACGAGGUUGGCUCCAUGCUAACAAACAUGUUGGUUAUGGCUGGCUACCCUUCAAACUCGGAAUCGAUUCAUACCAGGUUCUUUCAUGAGUCAGUCGCACGAUCUUUGGGUCCUCAUCCUAGGGGGUGCGGCCCACCGGACAGCUGGAAGAGCUUCAUGACGGAUGACCAUACCCCAGUCGAGCUAAGCUGGUGCUGGUCUACAACGCUACAGACCCCUACCGUUCGAUAUUCAGUAGAACCAAUUGGCCCAUCCGCUGGAAAGGAAGUCGAUCCCAUCAACACAGCUGCUAGUCUGCGCCUACUUGGAGACACUCUCCCCUUGGCCCCGGAAUUGGAUUUAUACCUGCAUCGCCAUUUCAAAGGGUUGCUUUCAUCACGAAAUGAACCAAUGAAAGAGGACAAUCAAAACUCGCUAGCUCCCCAGUCACAAAGCUUUAUGGCAUUUGACCUUCUGGAAAAAUCCAUUGUUGUCAAGCAAUACUACCUGCCCGGAUGGAGAGCCUUGGCAGAAGGGAAGACCAAACUUUCCAUCGUCGAAGACUCAUUUCAAAAACUUCCUGCACCCGCAAAUGGUUUGAUGGAUUCCAUUGAUAUGUUCAACGAAUUUUUCGGCUCCUUUCCGGAACAUUCACAGCCAGCCGUCGAAAUCGUGGCUAUUGAUUGUUUGGACCCGGCUCAUUCUCGGCUGAAAAUGUAUGUUCGAUCACAUCUCACGACUCUGGAGAGUGCAAUUCACAUGCUGAGUCUAGGGGGAAACGCCCCCAAAACACGCGACGAAGAAGACUCUCUACGGGAACUUUGGUGUUCAGUCUUUGGUUUAAAUCCCGACAAGUAUCAUAAUCAUCAACCCCUGAGUGACAAGGAGCAUCGCACCGGCGGUAUCCUAUACUACUAUGAGCUAAAGCGGGGCAUGAAGGUACCCAAGUCGAAAGUAUAUUUGCCCGUUCGACAUUAUGCGCAAAGUGACGAGCAAAUUGCCCGAGGCCUUACCGAUUACCUUGCCCGCCGUAACAAGACACUGGCGACAGGCUCUUAUUAUGACGGGGUUAAAAAGUUGUGCACGCACCGAGACUUGGCCAACGGAUUAGGAUUUCACACCUACAUAUGCUGGGCUUCCGAUAAGGGCCAAUGGAAUGUGACUGCCUACUUCAAUCCGGAAAUUUACCAUCAUUCUCGGUCUUGA